AUGGCUUUCAAGAAUUUGGUUUUCCUUUCCAUAAUGAUACUGAUCGCGUCCAUCAUGAGUGCAAGCAAUGCAGCAACUGCUGCUACUAGGAAACUUUCUGCAGGGAUCAAAACGAGCGGUGAAGGCGAAGGCGAAGGCGGCCUAGUGGAAUGCGGAAAUGCGUUGGUGGAAGUGAAAUCUUGCUCGCAAGAGAUUGUUGUGUAUUUCCUUAAUGGCAGGACUGAUAUUGGCCCGGACUGUUGCAAAGCCAUCACCACCAUUACGCGUCGCUGCUGGCCUGCAAUGCUUACUUCCCUUGGCUUCACUGCAGAACAAGGUGACAUCUUACGAGGCUACUGCGAUGCCGAGGCUACUACUGUGAUUACUACUACUGCUCCUGCUGCAGCGCCACUUGUUCCUUAA
Messenger RNA from Fragaria vesca subsp. vesca, 402 nucleotides. RefSeq names its product egg cell-secreted protein 1.2-like. The record is from RefSeq and is a predicted model, not a curated record. Gene Ontology annotation, biological process: double fertilization forming a zygote and endosperm. NCBI's taxonomy places the organism in Eukaryota, Viridiplantae, Streptophyta, Magnoliopsida, Rosales, Rosaceae. Bases 1 to 402 code for a protein of 133 amino acids. The transcript has a single exon.